CUCAACAGCACUGAGCUUUAAGAAGUUAAAAAGAAGCCGAAGCUGCCAGGAGCCACAAUACUUUCACUUUCUACGAAACCUCCUGGACUCAAAGCUUCAGUUGCUGCUCGAGUCUCGGGAAAGAGCUCCCAUGUGUCGGAGGUGAAUCAUCAAAAAUAUCAUCUGACGGUGAAAGCACCUGAGCAUACUGAGAUGGAUUUACCCGUGGAGGCGACCGUACAUUUGAAUAAUUUCCCCGAUGAGGCAGAGGUGAGAGAAAUCCUCAGGUCACACGGGUUUGAGCUGACAGAUCUCAGCAGCAAUCAGGUGCGUGUCAAGGGCUCGUUUUUGAAACUCAAGGCUGUGAAGGCGUCUUUGGAGCACAUCCUUAACUCACAAACUAAGGCGAACGUCACGCCGGUCCCAAUGGUGUCCUCUGGAGCCAUUUCCAAACACUCCACAGGAAACAGCUCAGAGGUCCAUGAUAACAGACGCUGGGACAAACCUGCGAAUGGUUCUCCUUCUUCACCCACCGCCUUCAGGUCAGUGGUGUCAUACAUCCAACGUAAAACUUCGUUUUCUCGAAGAUCAGACCAGCGUGACUCAUCCAGGCGUGAAAGGGAGUUCUUUGUCGUUGAUGCAGAUGUGUUUAAGUACGUGGAGCGACUCAGGGAGAAAGACUUGAACACAAUCCUGCACAGCCAUGACGUUAGAAUGGACGUGCAUGAAGUCGGCAAAAACUCCAACGUCACUUUAAUUGGAAAGAGCGCAAGGGUAGCUGCCGGUAAACUUCAGAGCCUCCUGAAUGAUCUUAACAAAUCACUGCGCACACAGGAAGUUCCUCUGAAGGACAUGGAUUCAGAAGGACAGGCUCUUCUACAGAGAAUUCAGAAAGACCAAAACAUCUACAAUGCAGUGCUCGUGUGUCAGAUAGACAAUCGGCUGCACCUGAUCGGACCGUCUGGUGAGAGCCACGAGUUAAAGCAGAGGCUGUUGGCGAGGUCGGCUGACCAGUCGGGACGUACUGGGAGGACAUGGCACAGGAACCCCAGUAGGAGGAGCCAAUCUCUGCUACAACACAAUUACAGGUACACAGAGAGAAACAGUGGCGCCAUCGUGAAUCUGUCCUCUGCCGGAGCUGCUGGUUACUCUCCGCCAAAGGUGGACAAACAGGAAGGUCCUUAUUUCAGUCGAAGCGGUGCUUUGAGAAGAAGCCACUCUGAGACCUGGAAGAAGCCCCAGGCAGAAGGGGUUAAUUUGCAAAAAGAGAUGGAAAACAGCCCUCCACCUCGUAAAUCAGCCAAGAAAUUCUUCAUGGAAUUAUUUAAUAUUAAAGAAAAGAAACGGUUUAAAUUCACGAAAAAAGAAAGAAAAUGAGCGAUGAAGUAAUGUUUAUGAAGACAGACGCCACUGAAACUUUACUGUUCUGGUCUCAGUUUGCACGUUAAACACUAAUGUUUGGUCAUUUCUGAAUACCUGCUAAUUGUUGCAUUGAGUAACAGGUGUGAGUAUGCAGUUUCAAAGUGUCGCAGUCGAGUUGAAUACUGGAUUCUUUAGACCAGUCGGGUGUCCCAGUAAUGAGUCCUAAACCCAGGAAACCAGUUCGUCUCAAAGUCAAUGCACUGUAAAAUCUGAGAAGUUGAUCUUAUAAAGAUCGAGGAAACUGAUUGCCCUGAGAUAUCUAUAGAAAUAUUUAUCUUAAUUUUAUGUUUAAAGUGUUAAAAAGUGUAUUGCAGUGGGCAUAACGGAGUACUUGUAAGUUCUCCGGAGGCGCUCUGAAACGUUUGGCCGAAGGGAGCAGCUGAAACAAGUGGUGAAGAGGAUGUGAAGGUCCUCAGUGAUGCAAUCUGCUUUUCUUUUUACCGCCUGUCUUUAAAGUUAGGGAGCUGGGUUUUAGCGGUGAUCUUAGCUGCAUGUUUAUUGAUUCUGGUGAGUUUUUUCUUGCUUUUUUCUGUGAGAAAGUUUUGCGAGGACUCAAUAUUGAAUGUGAGGACUGAUUCAGUGAGUGACUGCUUUACUGCUGUUAAAACGUUUGUGUACCACAGAGCUUAUUUUCUGCAACAACCCAAAAUCCAAUGUGAAAAUCCCAUAGGCUUUUUGAUGACGGAGCCAGGGCGAAGCUAACUUCCACAUAAGCCUGUAGAAGAACUACAUCCCUGGGCCCUCGAAGUAUUCGACUGUUAAGGGAAGAAUUUGACAUUUUGAAAAUAAGUCAUUUGCUUUUCUUGCAAAGAGUUAGAUGAGAGUAUUGAUACCACUGCGCAGUAAACAUGUAGCCAUCGUUUUCUGCUUGUUAGUUUAGCAUGAAAACGGGUCGUUUUGCGAUGAAGACAGUAGUUGUAAACACAGUUUUCUCCGCAGGAUUCUUUGCCUUUAAAUCAGGCUUUCAUGAAAGGGACAUGCACACACAUCUGCGUUUGUAGACUGCCCAGUAAGAACGCACUCUCUCUUAAAUGACCUGUGAUUGGCCAAAGUCUUUCUAAAGCCUGAAAAAAGAGCCAAGAGGAGGUGGAAAAGUGUAGUUUUCUGUUCAAAGUUUAUUAUGGGAUUUCUGCCUAAUAAUGCCAAAAUACAACUGCCUAACGCAGCUUUAUAUUUUGUUUGUUCAAAUGUUGGCAUGUGUCGCAUCAAUUCUCGGAGAGAGUAAAGAAAGCUUCUCCAGUGUUUCUUUAACUGUGUAUACUGGAACAAAAUACUGUAUCUGUUCUAAGCUACAAUAAGCCAAUGAGCCUUAAAAAUCUAUCGAAUGUGCCUUUCUCUUUUUAAAAAGGUCUUUUAUAUGUUUAUUUUUAAAGUGUGAAAUGUCAAUUGAUUAAGCUUUGUACUGACUGAGACUCUGACACUAUAUUUUUUCUGAUGUCAAAAUGUUCGUUAUUCUCCAAAAAACAUUUUUUGACUCCUCCGGUCUUGAGAGCACUCGCACAAUAGUUUUUCAUUGCUGCUAAGUUACUUACACUGGUGGUCUGUAAGUUAUAACCUGAAUGGCUAAAAUAUCAUUUGUGUAAAUGGGAAACUGGAAAAUAAACAUGAUAAGUAUUUAUUCACAAACACUAACAUUAACAAUAAAGCAAUAUGGGUGAUUUGAA
Molecule: messenger RNA, 3065 nt
Organism: Plectropomus leopardus (leopard coralgrouper)
Lineage: Eukaryota; Metazoa; Chordata; Actinopteri; Perciformes; Serranidae
Gene: rbm43
Product: RNA binding motif protein 43
Source: RefSeq, a predicted model, not a curated record